AUGAGCCAGCAGUAUCAUCCCAACAAGGGCCAUUCGUCCUCGGCAGGGGAGGGGUCCUCGAGGCGCCGCGACGAUGACGAAUAUCCGGCCGAAUAUCCUUUCCCUCAGGCUCCGCCCAAGUACAUGACUGUUGGCAAUGGCACCACGUCAGCAGCAGCGGAAGCACUCAUGGCGUCCCUGAACCAGGACUCCGGUUAUGGAGGUAGUAUUUCCGGGGAUAGCGCCAUCGACGCCGGAGACCCUGCAGGAUGGCGCGCAGGUCUGCUGGAGGACAGGCCAACUCCGGCGCACACGCCUACCUUUCCUGGAGAGUGGAAUCCAGCAGCCGAGAACGAGAGGCAAGUUGUGGCCAGCCAUGUCCAUCAACUCCUUUAUAACUCCAACCGCGCAAAGCUCGCCCGAGCUAUCACGCGUACAAUCGAAAUUUUAAAGGAGCUUCAAGAGAUGAACCGUCAGUGGCCUGCACAUUAUCCCUCCGUCCAAAGCACCCCGGCUUCCCCCUCGCAGCCGUCGGCACUACAUCGCACUCAGUCAGCCUACAAUGAAUUCGAUGCCAGAGAUGCUUCGCUGCCGCGACCAGGGCAAGUGAGACGUGCGGCCACGUCAAUGGGAGAUGGCGACUACGGCGAGUCGAGUGCUGCUGCGGAACGUCGUGCACCUGCAGAGCCUCGACUGAUAACCCCACAAAUCGCGCAAGAGUUCUCUAUUCUAAAACUGGACCUAAAGCUUGGGGCAUUGUCACAAGCGGAGCUGGUGCAUUCCCUGGAAAAGACCUCGAUAGCUUCGUUACUAGAUGGCAAAAUCAGCCAGAGCAUCAAACAUCUUCUUUCGCUUCGGGAAAGGAUAGAGGAUACGUCCAGCAAAGUGCUUGUGACUGGCGACCUGAAUGCUGGGAAGUCAACAUUCUGCAAUGCUCUCCUGCGUCGAAAGAUCCUGCCUGAAGAUCAGCAGCCUUGCACGAGUAUCUUUUGCGAAGUCCUCGAUGCUAGAGAGAAUGGCGGUGUUGAAGAAGUCCACGCCGUGCACAAGGACAAGCAGUACAAUCGCAAUGAUGAAAGCACCUACGAUGUCUACCCGUUGGAGGAGCUGGAAAACAUUGUGAUCGACAAUUCCAAGUAUAUGCAGUGCAAGGUUUAUGUCAAGGACGUGAGGUCGAUUGAUGAAUCCCUCCUCAAUAAUGGUGUCGUUGAUAUCGCUCUUAUUGACGCUCCGGGUUUGAAUUCCGAUUCCGUCAAGACCACGGCUGUUUUUGCACGGCAAGAGGAAAUUGACGUUGUUGUCUUUGUCGUCUCGGCAGCAAACCACUUCACUCUGUCGGCGAGAGAGUUCAUUUCGAAUGCAGCGCAUGAAAAGGCAUACAUUUUCAUGGUUGUCAAUGGUUUCGAUAACAUCAGAGACAAAGCGAGGUGCCGGAGAAUGAUCCUCGAGCAGAUCGCGCAACUGAGUCCCCGGACUUUCAAGGAGUCGGCCGAGCUGGUUCACUUUGUUUCAAGCAAUGCUGUCCCGGUUGCCCCUGGUGCUGUGGUGAGCUCUGGCUCUGGCAGCGGCGGUGGCUCGGAUCCUUCUGGCGAUGAUCCGGACGACGAUGAUGAUGAUAAAGGGAAAGGCAAGGCUGUGGACUCCAAGGACAAGGGAAAGGGCAAGGAGAGGCAGAAGAUUGAGGAUUUUGAGAAAUUAGAAGCAUCUUUGCGUCGGUUUGUCCUCGAAAAACGUGCACGAUCGAAGUUGGCUCCCGCUCGAACAUACUUACUGAACGUGCUCUCUGACCUCAAUACCCUUGCGUCCGUUAACCGGGAUGUUGCGCAAUCGGAGCUCAAGCGUGUUUCAGAAGAGUUGGACGAAAUCAUUCCGGCGUACGAGAAUGGGAAGAAGAAGAAGACUGAAGUCGCGGAGGAGAUCGAGGCAGCCAUUGAAAAAUCGUGCGAAGAUGUCUAUGAUCAUACCCGCUCGACUCUGACCAACACGAUAGAACGGGUCGCAGAGGCAGAUCUGGGCGUUGAAUAUCCUGGUUUAUUCUCCGUAUUUCAAUAUGCAGAGGAUUUGAAACUUGCCAUGCUUGACCAGAUCUCUGCGUCUGUUUCGGAUUGUGAGGACUAUGCCAGAGCCAAGACGGUGCAGGGAGUGAAUUUCAUCCAGAAUAUUGGCCUGCUUCACGUUGGUGAAGACAAGUUCUCGCCACUCAGUUUCCGCGCUGACAACAUGUUCCGAAAACGCCGUGACGCUCUUGCUCGACAGAUCGACACUCAAGUGGAACUAUGGGAUUUCUUCGAUAUUCCUGGUCUGUGGGAACGGCAAGAGAAGGUUGCGGGGACCGGUAUGGCUAUGACGGUCCUGACGGUGCUCGGUGGCAGAGCUGUCGGUGGUAUUGGAUGGGUCGAUGGAGUGUUUGGUGCAGCUAAAAUCCUGGGACCGAACAACUUGCGGCGGAUGAUCGUUCCUGGAAUCGUCGCUGCAGCUGUUUUGACUGCCGCUUACCUCCUGUCUGCCAUCCCGAACACUCUUCCUCCUCGUCUCUCACGCAAGUUGGCCGCCAGUCUCGCUGAGAUGGACUAUGUGCACUCUAACGCUGCUCGUAUAUCAUCCCAAGUACGCCGCGUCCUUCGCAUGCCCGCUGCAAACUUGCAGGCGAGUCUGGCACAAGGCCUUGAAGACCUCAGCAGGCGUAAGGAUGAAGUUAGCAAGGUGAAACACGAGAGUGAAGUAGCGAGCAAAUACUUUUCCAACUUGUUCCGCGAGUCUCUGGAAAACAGGAGGGCCGUGGAACAGGUCGACUUGGAGGGCCCAUUACCUGGGGCACUGGCUGGGUGA
This is a messenger RNA of Rasamsonia emersonii CBS 393.64, 2808 nucleotides long. RefSeq lists its product as uncharacterized. Gene Ontology annotation, cellular component: mitochondrial outer membrane. Gene Ontology annotation, biological process: mitochondrial fusion. The record is from RefSeq and is a predicted model, not a curated record. Lineage: Eukaryota; Fungi; Ascomycota; Eurotiomycetes; Eurotiales; Trichocomaceae. Gene Ontology annotation, molecular function: GTPase activity; GTP binding. The coding region runs from base 1 to 2808 and encodes 935 amino acids. The transcript has 4 exons.